GACGAAUCCAAAAAGGUUGAGGUCUUUUGUGUGUCGAGCUGCUUCAGUAACUUUUCGUGAUUUGGACGCCGAUGAUUUUAGACAUCCUCUUGACAGACAGAAUACGUUGCUUUUGAGAGCAAUACCUGGUCUCAACGACAUUGGAAAAGCUUUACUUGGGAGUGUUUCGGAACAAGUUAUGCUUCUGGAGAACAUAGGGACAUCAGUUCUUGUUUCUGAGAAUCAGCUGCCUGAACUUCAUCGCUUAAUGGUUGAGGCUGCUAGAAUACUCAAUAUUGAGGCUCCUGACUUAUAUGUACGUCAAAGUCCUGUACCCAAUGCAUAUACUCUGGCUAUCAGUGGUAAAAAGCCUUUUGUAGUUGUUCAUACAAGCCUUGUGGAGCUGCUGAGUCGAAAGGAGUUGCAGGCAGUCUUGGCUCAUGAGUUAGGUCAUCUCAAAUGUGAUCAUGGUGUGUGGUUGACAUUUGCAAAUAUUCUCACUCUUGGUGCCUACACUGUUCCUGGUAUUGGUGGUUUGAUUGCUCAGAGGCUGGAAGAACAGCUCUUCCGCUGGCUUCGAGCAGCAGAACUCACUUGUGAUCGUGCAGCACUUCUUGUUGCUCAAGAUCCAAAGGUGGUCGUUUCAGUACUAAUGAAACUAGCUGGCGGCUGCCCAUCUCUGUCGGAUCAACUGAAUGUGGAUGCAUUCUUAGAGCAAGCUCGCUCUUACGAAAAAGCAUCAUCAAGCCCAGUUGGGUGGUAUAUUAGAAAUGCUCAAACAAGGCAACUUUCACAUCCACUCCCUGUUUUACGUGCACGUGAGAUUGAUGAAUGGUCGAGAAGUCAAGAGUAUAGGUCUCUUCUUAAGCGUGCAAUACAGACUGUGUGAAAUGUUUAGCACUACGUGAGGAUGAACGCCAAAACUGAAUACAUGUAAAUAUCCAAUACAGGAUUAUAGGGUACAAGUGCGGCUGCUCAGGCCGCAGAUUUUACGUGGAAUAUAAACCCACUUCAGCAGUUGAUGACUUGAUAUCUACCUACCAUUGUAGUUUCAGUUGUCGAAGUACUAGCUUUGAGUAUAUUUCCUUGGUCAAUAUAAUGUAAAAGAGGUAUGGUCUGAAUUUGUAUAGUCAUUAACUAUGUGUAUAUCAUCAAUAGCUCUGUACAUUCAAAUACAAAGAAACUUUGGUUUGAUGAUGGUCAUCAACGAGUAGAACUGACCGGCAACCACGAUUGUCCUGCGUUUUAGCUCA
Messenger RNA from Nicotiana tabacum (common tobacco), 1232 nucleotides. The record is from RefSeq and is a predicted model, not a curated record. Lineage: Eukaryota; Viridiplantae; Streptophyta; Magnoliopsida; Solanales; Solanaceae.